AUGAACUCAAAUACUCAAGAACAAAUAAGCUCUAGUACUUCUGAUGCUAUUCCACCUUAUGAAGCUUUCUUGAGAGAUUUCUUGGUAGAUCUAUACAAAGAACAAGGUUAUGAUGCUGCUUGCUAUGCAUUUAAUGACUUCUUGAACUUUCGUGAAGAAUACGAUGGGAUCUAUACAUAUCAUCUUGGAGACCAGGAAGUAACUAGAGAAGUUCUGGUAGAAUUCCUGAUGGGAGAUGUAGAAAGGCGUGCUACAGAAGCCUUUAAUGCCAAUCUUAUCAUUCUACCUGAUGAUGAAGAUGAUCAAGGAUUACCCUUGGCGGUUAUCGAAGACCAGCUUCAAGAUGAACCUAUACAAGAAAUAGAAAAUAAAGAUAUUCUAGAACAAGCUAACAAUGAGCAAAACGAAAUUGAACAGUCGUGGGCAAUCGGAGAAGAAUACAUCAAAAGAAUGAUACUGGAAGAAAAGAUCAAGGAACUAUACAAAAAGUACAAGGGUAUACCAAGAGAAUAUGCAAGACUGAGCCAGCUUAAGCAAGAAUUGGCUCAAUAAUUCGCAAACGACGUAGUUGUAUGGUCCCACUCAAAGUUUCGCAAACCUUCAAAUGCUAGACUUAGCGUCAGGAUGUACACCGCUGCUCGUCACUUACAUUUAAAGGACUUCGUACCAAAUUAUACAAUGUACCGCGCAUUAAUCAAAAACUUGAAAGAAAAAG
Rhizopus microsporus ATCC 52813 is the source of this 715-nucleotide messenger RNA. RefSeq lists its product as uncharacterized. The transcript has a single exon. NCBI's taxonomy places the organism in Eukaryota, Fungi, Mucoromycota, Mucoromycetes, Mucorales, Rhizopodaceae. The record is from RefSeq and is a predicted model, not a curated record. The coding region runs from base 1 to 552 and encodes 183 amino acids.